This is a messenger RNA of Lolium perenne, 932 nucleotides long. RefSeq lists its product as uncharacterized. The record is from RefSeq and is a predicted model, not a curated record. Lineage: Eukaryota; Viridiplantae; Streptophyta; Magnoliopsida; Poales; Poaceae.
UGGCGGCCCGUCAGCCGGCCGUAAGUUGGUCGGCCAAGGAGUUAUUCGCAGCUCCAGAGAUCAAGUUAUCGUGCACAGAGAACAGAGGCGGGCGCGAGACCACAUAUCAGGGGGAGGGGCGCGCCGCUGGGGACGGAGCUGAUAGCAGAUCGGAAGGGGAGUGAUGGAAUUCUUGCUGCAUCUGGUUGAUAGUUCCUCUAUGUUUGAGGUCGCUGGGGAGAACGAUUACCACUCGGAGGAUUGCGGAGAGCCCGUGCCGAGAGCCAAUCCGCAGCAGCAGCAGGCGCUAGAGGAAAUAGUGGCUGGAGCAGAGUCCGCGCUGGGAUUAGUGAGGGGACUCGUCCGCCCGAGGGGAGAAGAUGAUGCCCCCGUGGAGAAUGAGCAACAGUCGUCCGCAAGUUCAGAAGAGUCGACAGUGAAGCAAGAUCCAAAAUCUCAUGGCUGGACAAAGAGGCUAAAAGUGGGCAAGGUGCCCCUACAGAGGCCUCCAUGCCCGGGUAGAAUGGGUGCUUUGGAGCAGACAGUUAAGAAGUUUGCUGAAGAUCCUUCCGACGAUGUGAUUCAGCCCACGCUCGGCAUGAGUUUUGACGACCUGAACAGGACGGCACACCUAACCUGCAAUCUCGGUACACUAUUUGGACUACUUCAUGGGCCGACAGUUAAUCCAGGAAACGGCUGCUACCGAAACAGGAGCGUGCGUGGGGUCGGGCAAGUGUGCAGCAGCAGAGCUAGGGACAGAUACGAGACACGAUACGGCCCUAUACCACCAAUCUCCGCGAUAGUUGGCGGCUAAGAUAGAGGGAGCAUGCGUGCCCGAGUUCAAAGAUGGAUUUUCGUAACACAAAAGGGUUACACAACCCAGGCCGUAAGCAAGCCCGCUCCAUAUUUCAAUUGGAACAACAAAAAAACGGCCCCCUUGGCUAUUCCGAUUC